AAUAAUAAUAAUAAUAAUAAUAAUCAAUCUUAUGUUAAAAUAACACCGAAAAGUCAAAUGGAGAAUGUGACUACUACAAACAACAUUAUUGAUAAUAAUAGCAAUAACAAUAAUAAUGGGUGUGAUAAAAUUAUACAAAGAAAAUAUACAAAACGUUCAUCAAAACUACGUCAUUCUCAGUCAUCUUCAACUUUAUAUUCAAAUACAAUAAAUGAUGAUUCAGUUGUUAAUGAUAAUUUACCAUGGAAUUCUUCGAGUAAUCAAUCAAUGCAACCUACUGGUAUGAAUUCAUCAUCUAAGCAAUUGGAUGUAUCAUUUGUUAUGAAUAAUGUUAAACGCGGUACAAUGACAUCAGCCCUUAGUUGUACAAAUCUUACUACAGGUUCCACUUUUAUUGAUGAUCAGUCGGGUAAAAAUAAUGAAUAUCUAGAACCACGUGUUUAUCGUGCACGAUUCAAUCAAGCUGGUAGUAUUAUUCAAAAAAAAUUAAUUGAACGUAUGAAUGAAUAUUCGAAAAUUGAAAAAAUUCGUAUUUAUAUUGGUACAUGGAAUGUGAAUGGUCGAAAUGAUGCAAAUGCAACGAUACAAUUGGAUAAUUGGCUUAAAUCAUCGGAUGAUGAUCAACCACCAGCUGAUAUUUAUGUAUUUGGUUUUCAAGAAAUGGAUAUUAGUUUCAGUGUGAUUACUUUAAAUAAAACCAGUUCCACUGGUCCAGAAGAACGUUGGAUUCAACAAUUAGAAGAAGCUUUAGGCGGUCUCCUAAAACGACCUUUAUCACAUUCUAUAUGGGCUCAAAGAACUGGUUCUGUUAAAUCGUACGCUGCUAAAUGGUCUCAUUAUACAGGUGGUGGUUAUUUACGAGUGGAACGUGUUCGUCUAGCUGGAAUUAUAAUGCUUGUGUAUGUAUCAGCUUCGUUAUCCGCACAUUUACGUCGUGAAGAAAUUUCUUGUCAAGUUGUUCCUACAGGUGUUUUCAAUGUGAUGGGUAAUAAAGGUGGUGUUGGCAUUCGAUUGACCGUUUUCAAUUCAUCUCUAUGUUUUAUUAAUUGUCAUUUGGCUGCAGGCGAGGCGAAUCUUGAUCGUCGUAAUCAAGAUUUCCGUGAAAUUACUCGAAAAAUGUUAUUUGAAUUCCCAAUGAAUCCAAAAAAUUUAAUGCAACCAUCAGAAAAAGCAUAUAUUUCGGAUCAUGAUAUCAUUUUCGUAUUUGGUGAUUUAAAUUAUCGUAUUAGUGGUUUGGAUUCACCUACUGUUCGUAAAUCUAUUUUUGCAAAAGAUUUUUCUUCCAUUCUGAAAUAUGAUGAAUUAUUAAAACUUAUGGGAAAUCGUAAUUUAUUUGAUGGUUUUCAUGAACCUGUUAUCAAUUUCGCACCAACUUACAAAUUCGAUAUGAAUUCCAAUGUUUAUGAUUCUAGUGACAAAAAUCGUGUUCCAUCAUACUGUGAUCGUAUUAUAUGGUCAGGUGACGGUUGUACACCAAUCGUUUAUCGUUCACACCCUGAAUUCGUUUGCAGUGAUCAUAAACCUGUUUCUGCAUAUUUUGCUGUUGAUUUACGUCGUAUUAAUCGUUCAGCAUUUCAACGUACUUAUGAAUCUGUUUUAUUGAGUAUCGAUUUAACAACUAAUUUAUCACUUCCACAAGCUGAAUUAGAUAGACAAGAAUUAGAUUUUGGUUAUGUACAUUUUCAUGAAUUAUGCUGUCAGUCAUUAACUCUAACUAAUAUUGGCGUCAGUGAUUUUCAAUUUAAAUUUUUACGUGAAGGUGUUGGUUCGUUUCCAUCAUGGCUUACAGUUAGUCCAUCAUGUGGUUGUGUAAAACAAGGCAGUUCCGCCAAAUUAGAAUUUCAAAUAUUUAUCAAUUAUAAAGAAGUGUAUGCUUUAAAUGGUGGUGAUAUUGACUUAUCUACUAUUGUUGUCUUGCAAUUAGAAGAUGGCAAAGAUUAUUUCAUUUCAAUUAGUGGACAAUUUAUACCAACAAGUUUUGGUUUACCGUUGAUUGUUUUAUUAAAUUUAGGAUCACAGCCUGUUAGUCAAUUUUCUGUUGAUGAAUUACAAGAGCAGGUAAAGUUAGCUCGUUCAGAAGAUAAUGAUUAUUUCAAAACAAAACUAGCCAUUUUAGUUGAUCAAAAACCAUUUCAUGUACCAAAAGAAAUUUUUCGUCUUAUCAAUUGUAUAAAUGAACAUAUAACAGAGCCUGAUCUAUUUCGUCAAAUGGGUCCAUCUUCUGAUAUUGGUAUUAUACGUGAUCUAUUGGAUACUACUCCAGCUAGUUGUCCAUUUCCUGACACAAUAUGUGUACAUUCAAUUACAUCGAGUUUAUUAUUAUUUUUAACUACACUACCGGAUUCUGUGAUACCACAACAAUUUCAUGAAAAAUGUUUUAAUUCAUUAGCAAAUUUUGAAUCAGCUGCACAGGCUUUACAACUUCUUCCUAUUUGUAAUCAAAAUUUAUUUUAUUAUCUUAUCACAUUCAUGCAACGUUGUUUGGUUUUUAAAGAACAGAACGGUACAGAUAUUGAUCUACUUGCUCCAUGUUUUGGUGAAAUAUUAUUUCUUGAUUCCGCAUCCAGCACAACUACAUCAAUUCAAAAAGGUGCUAUUGCAGUUAAACAGCUUAAACGAGCCGCUUUUAUUAGCAUUUUUCUUCGUCAAAAUUAUCUCAUUUCUAAUAGCACUCCAUUAAUGUGAACGCGUCAACAUUAGUUUAUCGUACGAUUAUCAUUAUUAUUAUUAAUAAUAUAAAUUUUCCAAAAUAAAAGACUCUUUGUUAAAUUAUGAAAAUUAAUUUUCUUUUUUAUAUAUACUUUUCCGUAUCUAAUUUAUGAUUUGUGAAUUUGAAUUACGUUUUUGUUUACUACUACUACUUCUUCUUCAAAUUUCAAUUUAUUUUGCCCACCCCCCCCAUUGUUUUUUCUGUUCAACAUUAAUUACUACAGUCUUUCCUAGAUAGAUGAGAUUUCACACUUCUCUCAACCAAACACUUUCUCUUGUGUACUUGUAAAUUUAUUUUUAAAACAUUCUUAUAUUUGUUUGUAUGUAUACAUUCGUACCUACGUAUAAGGAAACUAUCCUAUAACCUAUUGAUAUUUUUGUUCCUUCUAAAGUCUAUUGUCCUACUAUAGUUGCUUUUUUUUGUACGCUUAUCUAUCACACACACACACACACGAACAAGAUAAUUCCAAUGUUAUAAUUUUCUUUUUUUUUUAAAAAAAAUUAACAUUAAUAAUAAUGAUAAUAAUAAUCAUAAUGUAAAAAGACAGAUAAAGAGUGUGUUAUAUUUGUAUACUCUUCUUCUUUUCUUCUGAUUGGUCAUUGUCAAUUGAUCUCCUAACUAAAAUAAAAAAGAAACAAGCAUUCC
Messenger RNA from Schistosoma turkestanicum, 3355 nucleotides. The record is from the annotation of a GenBank genome assembly. Lineage: Eukaryota; Metazoa; Platyhelminthes; Trematoda; Strigeidida; Schistosomatidae.